Molecule: messenger RNA, 4209 nt
Organism: Equus quagga
Lineage: Eukaryota; Metazoa; Chordata; Mammalia; Perissodactyla; Equidae
Gene: ATPSCKMT
Product: ATP synthase c subunit lysine N-methyltransferase
Exons: 5
Coding region: 20-685 (221 amino acids)
Biological process (GO): positive regulation of proton-transporting ATP synthase activity, rotational mechanism; peptidyl-lysine trimethylation; regulation of mitochondrial ATP synthesis coupled proton transport
Cellular component (GO): mitochondrion
Molecular function (GO): protein-lysine N-methyltransferase activity
Source: RefSeq, a predicted model, not a curated record
CCCCGCCGGAACUCUCGCGAUGGAGCGAGGCGGAGGUGCGCCCCCAGAAACACUUAGAGAAGAAGGCCAGUUGGGAUGUGUGCCGCCUCCAGGUCUUGAAGCCAGCCGUGUGAAGAAGAACAGUUGGGGGUUCUUAUUUACCGGGAUCGUUGGUGGGACGCUGGUGGCCGUGUAUGCCGUGGCCACGCCCUUUAUAACACCAGCCCUCCGAAGAAUUUGUUUGCCUUUUGUUCCCGCAACUACAAAGCAGAUCGAAAAUGUUGUGAAAAUGUUGCGAGGCAGAAGAGGAUCCGUGGUAGACGUCGGCAGCGGUGACGGACGGAUUGUGAUCGCGGCUGCAAAGGAAGGAUUCGCGGCUGCUGGUUAUGAAUUGAACCCGUGGCUAGUCUGGUACUCCAGAUACCGCGCUUGGCGAGAGGGGGUGCAGGGCUCGGCCAAGUUUUAUAUUUCAGACUUGUGGAAGGUUUCUUUUUCGCAGUACUCCAACGUUGUUAUCUUUGGCGUGCCUCAGAUGAUGCCGCAGUUGGAGAAGAAACUGGAGCUCGAGCUCAAGGAUAACGCUAGGGUCAUUGCUUGCCGGUUCCCUUUCCCGCACUGGACCCCGGACCAGGUCACCGGCGAGGGGAUAGACACCGUGUGGGCGUACGACAUGAGCGCUUUCAGAGGGAGGGAGACGAGGCCCUGAAGGUCGAUGCGUUUCCAGCUGGUCAUUCAAAUUAAACUGUAUUAUUAUUUUUUAUACAUAAAUUUUAUUGAGAGUGUUUGCUGAAGUGUUGGUGGUCUUUGAUUUUAUAGAGACCUACAGCGAUGUCUUCAGCAGACAGUAUAUUUUUCUUUGGUAUGGAAUGAGAAAUUACUGUUACUUUCUGUGACUUUUGGAGGAAACAAACAAAAGUUAAGAACAGCAGGUAGAUUUAAAAUCCCCUUCUGUUAUAAUCUAAAAAAGGAGUGACUACCUUUUCAUGCACUUAGAUGUAUGAAAAUGUGAAUAAGUGACGGUCAUGUUGAUGGGUGGGAAAAAUGUCAACAGCUCUUCACAUUGUAAAGAGUAUGAUUAAAUGCCAUAGAUGAGAAGAAACACUUUUUAAAGAGAGUGUGUGUUAGUAAAUGUUUGCAGUUUCCUAGAGCUUUAUUCAUACUUAAGAUUUCUCUUUCUUUUCUGUACUUCCUGGCAAGAUUGAUUUGUUAAAGGACUUGGAGAGUCAUUCAUAUUUUAUAACGUAUAUUACGAAUAAUUUGUUCCAAGGCUAGUGGAUUACUGUAUUUUAUUGAAUGUAAGGGGUGUGUGUGUGUGUGUGUAAAUGUGUGUGUAUAUACACACACAUUUUGGCAUUUCUGACAUUGUGAUGCACCUUCCAAUGGAUGGUGUUUUAUACUGUAAUUGGCAGCGUUGUCAUCAGGAUGUGCUUGUACCUCACCCACCAUUGAUAGAAUCUCAGAUUUGAUGGAACAUGAUACUCGGAGAAGAUGCGUGAAGUACUGAGUAGUCGGUAAUGAUUUAAUAAUGGAGUAAACGAUCGUGAGCUUCGGAGUCAGCCGGACCUGGGUUCAGAUCUCCACUUGUCCUCGGCGGGAGGCCUGGGACAAGUGGCUUCCCCUGUCGGAGCCUUGGUCUCCUGAAUCCCUGUUGUUGGGAUAAUGAUGCACUGGACAGGGGAUGAGGCACGUAGUCUUUGGUCUUUAAGUAGUAUUUAUUAUUUUAAGCACUAAAGAAAAGCUAUUCACAGAGCUUGCAGAUGAUUUCUGCUAGUCACUUCUUUAUUUUAUGAAAGCAGCCAUUGACUUAAUAUUUCUCAUUUAUGAGAAGAGACUUGAGUGAUUUAGAUAAAGGCAAGUUAAGGAAAACCUUUGAAUGUGAAUUGACAAGCUUCAUAUAUCUGAAAAAUUGAUAUUGAAUGGUGGCUCGAAUAAUCCCUGUGUAUCAUAGGAAAGAGUUGAACUCCCAGUCUUCCCCUUCUGACUUAAAUACCAAACUGUCUUCAUGGAGGUUUGACAAAGUGAAAUGGUUUGCAUCUUUAACUAAACUGGUAAAAAUAUGAUCAAUUUGAUAAUUUUCAUUUAAAUGAGAAGCAACUGGGGACUCAUUUGUUCAUUCAUUCAACAAAUACUUACUGACUGUCUACUGUCUACAUAGGGUGUGUUUCUGAGUCAGCGGUGGAUAAAUGUGCAAGGCCUGUAAUCUUGUACAGUUUGUGUUCUAGAAGACAGAGAGAAACAAAAAGUGGGUGAGUGUUUGUGCGGGAAGUUCUCUGAAAGAAAAAAACAGUGUGACAGUAUAGACAGCACCUGUGUGUGUCUGAGGUGAGGAAUGGGUGCUGUGGACGUUUGUCAGGUUUUGGCUGCCACUAUCUUUCUAUUCUCCAUAGCCCCUGAUUUCCUCAUGAAGAACGAAUUCUCUCCCAUGGUGUGCAGCUCUGGUGUCUUCCCCUCACUGUCACGUUGCACUCUCGCCAGCCCUGUGACGUGGGUCCCUUCACAGCUCCUCACAGGGAGGUGUGGGGUCAGAGGCAGGGCUUUGGGGAAAGUUGGAGGUGUUCACUACUAUUCCAGAUGUGUUCCUGGUGGGUUUGCAGAGACAUCAGACUAUCCGCAGAAUCAUUUAUGACUUGGUAUUUUGGGGUUUCUCCUUUAGCCUUCCAAGAAUGAGAUGAUGUUUGGUCCUCCAACCUCAGAGUAAAAUGGGCUGUUUUGUAGAAGGGUUGUGAUUCAUGGAGUCUUCAAGAGCUUUCAUUGAUUUUUAAAAUUGUGCUUUUUAAGUAAACUGUAUAAUAAGAAUUUUCCUGUAGAGGUUAUUAUGGCCUCUCUGACUGGCUGGUUUGGUUUUUUAUGAGUUACUAGGUUAAGGACAUUGAUCAAAUUUACACAGGACGCGGCAGGGAAUGAGAGCUACUAUGUUUAAUGUCAAAAGUAGGAUUCAAACAUGUCUGUGCAGAUUGAAAUCAGGGAUAAGAGCUAACCUGAUAAAAUUUAAAGUUAAAGGAAAGCAAACAAGAGUAGAAAUGCAGCUUACGGGUGAUAUAGCCUAACAGGAGCCACUGUGAACAGACCUGGAGGCGCCAUCGACACUCGGGCACUGACUUGAGCACAGUUCCGUCUGAAUGCAUCUUUCUCCGCAGGCGUGGCCCUGGGAUCACAGCCCUUGCAAUCCCCAGGCUGGCCAGGUGGGCCUCCUCAGACCCUCGGCCAGUUCUGGCGUUCAGACUCCUUGAAAUGCUUAGCUCCACCAAGUGCACAUGAAACCAAGUCUAAAAGAUUUAAGACAUGCGGCUCUUCCAGAUACUGUGUUCACCAUUGCUGGGGGACGGCAUACACCAUGACAAGUUAUAGCCAAACGGGAUAGAAAAAAAUGCAGAUUCCUGACAUUUAAAUCAUGCAGCUGGGUGCUACCCCUCUGUCAAAGUACUUUCCCUGAUGGCCAGAGGUAUAAAAGGCCUGCUGUGAAGAAAUACACGUUCUCAAGUGCAGGAGCCCUCUAAGCUUAUGCUGGAACGUGUAUUUCCUAGAUGAGCCCUUGCUGAGUGCAUUCUGGGAAAGAAUUCUAAGCCAUUGCAGAGCUCACUACAGGAGCCUUCCUUAGUCUCCACAGACAGAUAGACAAGAAGCACAUCCCUUAGUUGUGUGGUGUGUCUUGUCACCUAUCGGGGCCAUAGUGUGACUUGCUCUUUAUCAAGAUGUUGGUGUCACCUGGGCCAUGGUGGAGUGUUCCUCACCUGGCCUGGGCAGCAAAGUUUGCAGGCCUCUGACCCAGGCCACCUGUCCUGGAGCAGGGGGUGCCAGUAGGCCAGCCCGUGCAGACACAGCUCAGUCCUAUGCAACAGCCAUCUCGCCUCUUCCUUGGUAUCAGAAGCCCACUUCUUCAGGUGUCAGGCAUUGAUGUGUUCAGGGACAAUGGGCGCUGCCUGUUGUCUGAUCCCAUCACCUGGGUGUCAGGGUGGGUAGUGGGCCGUGGGCAUGUGAUCCAGUUCCUGCUAAUGAGGUUUGAGGGGACGUCUGCUGGCCUUUUGGGGAAAGGUUUUGUUGCUAACAGGAGAUGCCUGAGGAGUGAGUAUCCUUCCUGUCUUUGGACAGGCUGUAUAAAGCAGUCAUACCUGCAACCACCAGGGGAAAAAGUAAAGAUGAAAGCCAAGAUGCUGAGGCUGGCAGAGCAGGAAGAUGGAAAGACUUUGGGUCUUUGAUGAUGCCGCUGAGUUGCUGAACUGACCCAGAGCC